CCGAGCCUCAGUGGGCGCCGAGCAUCCUGCUGCCCCGGACCCUCCCGCGGGCGCGCACCGUGCUCAACUCAGGCUCAGGACUGCAGGUGUGCAUCUCCGCUGGCCAGGAAUCAUCGAGCGUGUAGACAGGACAGCCUCCUUGGAAGGCCGGCCAUACUGGAAUCCCGCCUCGGCAUGGGCCUUGCCAUUGAGGCAGCCCCACUGUCUGUGCUGAUCUGAGUGUGCUGCCCGUCAUGGGGGCAGCCAUCUCCCAGGGGGCCCUCAUCGCCAUCGUCUGCAAUGGCCUUGUAGGCCUCUUGCUGCUGCUGCUCUGGGUCAUUCUCUGCUGGGCCUGCCACUCCCGCUCUGCCGACAUUGACUCCCUCUCCGAAUCCAGUCCCAACUCUAGCCCUGGCCCCUGUCCUGAGAAAGCUCCUCCGCCCCAGAAGUCCAGCCAUGAGGGCAGCUACCUGCUGCAUCCCUGAAGGCCCCUGGCCUAUCCUGGAGCCUGGGUCCUAAGUCCACCCUGCCCAGAGCCUCGAAUCAGGAUCCAGGAGUUCAGCCAGCCUGGGGUCCAGAACUUGCAAUCCAGCCUACCUGGACCGGCUCCAAGAAGGGCUCAGUGGCUCCAGGGCGAUGGGCCUGGGGUGGAGGUUCGUGAGUUGGUGCUAGGGCCAGGGUCAUCUGGACUCUGCUCCACCCCAAGGGCCAGGGGCUGGGUCCACCCUCUUCCUAGGCUGACUGAGCGCCUCUAGGCCCUCUAGUUGGGGAAGCAAACUGGAACCCAUGGCAAUAAUGGGAGGGUGUCCAGACUGGCCCCUCCCUUGGUCCUCCUGCUGUUUGCUGGAUAAUAAAUGAACUACGGCUCCA
Molecule: messenger RNA, 849 nt
Organism: Loxodonta africana (African savanna elephant)
Lineage: Eukaryota; Metazoa; Chordata; Mammalia; Proboscidea; Elephantidae
Gene: ENHO
Product: energy homeostasis associated
Exons: 2
Coding region: 234-464 (76 amino acids)
Biological process (GO): positive regulation of Notch signaling pathway
Cellular component (GO): plasma membrane
Source: RefSeq, a predicted model, not a curated record